Molecule: messenger RNA, 2376 nt
Organism: Stylonychia lemnae
Lineage: Eukaryota; Ciliophora; Spirotrichea; Sporadotrichida; Oxytrichidae
Source: the annotation of a GenBank genome assembly
AUGAUGAUUGGCAAUAAUCAAAACUUUUAGAACUUAGACAUAGAAGACGAAGAGUAUUAGGAACCCACUGAUGAAGGUAAGUUUAUUUUGUUCAAAGUAUUAAAUCAAACAUUAGAAAUCUUAAGUUAUGCACAGGAACUUGGUAUGAAUAUUCAUGAAGAUAGGGAUCUGCUUUGGAUAUGUGAAGAAGGAGUAAGAUUAAAUAGUUAUCUAAAUAUUUCAUAGUUAACAGCACCUUUGCCAAAUCCUUGGAGGAUGAUACAAGAUAAAUAGGGAGCAGUUCAAUACUUUAACACAGAAACUGGUUAAAUUUAAAAUGAGCAUCCCUUAGAUGAGCACUAUAGAUAACUCUAUUUGAGGGAAAAAGCUAAGAAACUUCAAUUAUUAAAUUAAGAGUAAAACAGAGGUUAAAAUUGGGGAGGGUCUUCGGGCAUCGGUGCUCAUUUAAACUAGCCUUUAGCAGCAAAUAAUAAUAACUCAUUUCUUACCUCUCAAAAUAAUGCACACGAUGCUUAAGUUCAGAGAAUACUGUAAGAGUAGAUUAAAAUCCUUGACUAAGAUUACAAGGAAUCAAUAGAGCAUAUUGAUAAGAAUUUUGAAUUGAAAAAGCAAGAAAUUCUAAAACAAAAUGAGAAAGAAAUAGAAGCAGAAAAGUAAAAAUGGGACUUGUACAAAAAAGAGGAAGAAAGAAAGAUUAAGCUUGAAUAAGAUAUGCAUAUUGAUGCUUAAAUAACAUUAUUCAAAGAAAAAUUGCAUCAAGAAGAGGAGAGAGAAAGACUUCAGAUACAAAAAGAUUCAGAAACUUAACUCAGACAAUAUGAAAAAGAAUAGGAAGAGAAAUAUAUAAGAGAGAAAUAAACUUUAGAAGAAUCAUAUGCGAGAAUCAGGAAGACAUUGGAAGAAACCGAGAAGGAGAGAUAUGAAUUUGAAUUGGAAAAAUUUAGAAAAGACUAAGGCAGGACUCUUGAUUCGAAGAAAACUGAUAUUGAAAAGCUUAAAAAUGAGAAGAGAAAAAUUUAAGGAGAGUACAAUCAGCAGGUCGAAAGUCUCAGGCGAGAAAUGGAAAAAAAUUUUGAUAAGGAAAAGAGGGAUUAAGAAGAACUGUUGAGAUAAGAUAUUGAGCAAAUAGAAAAGGAGGAACAAUAGAAGUAUGAGAGAAAGGUAGAAUAGAUGAAGCGGGAUAUGCAAACGAAUGGGCUAGGUGGUAACUCUCAUGAAUUAGAAAUUUAGUAAUAUAAGGAAGAACUUGAGGAGGAGUAUGAACUUGCAAUCCGAGAGUAUAAAAAGUAGCUUGAGGAUUAGCUUUAGUAAGAGGAGGAAAAGUGGGAAAAGAAACGCUAGAGAGAGUUGAAAGACUAUGAAUAAAUACUAAUAGACUAGCAUGAAUAAGAUCUUAAGCGUAAACAAUAGAAAUUGCAGCUUUCAAAGGAGAAUGAAGAACGAGAAUUAGAACUAAUAAAGCUAAGAAUAGAUCAGAUGUAUCAAGACUAAGUAGAGUCCUAUCGAAAGUAGUAAAUGAUGAAGUAUGAAAAAGAAAGAAGAUUAUUUGAAGAUGAGAAAAGAAAAAGAAUGCAGGAUAUUUAAAGCAGUAUAGAUAAGCUCAACAUAGCCAGUAGUGAUAAGGAAAAACUAAGACAUGAAAUAGACAAUCUAAACAGGGAGUAAAAGGAUCUAUAAAAGAAGAUAUAGAGCUAUGAAGAAGAUUUAGACAAUGAGAAAUCUAAAAAGAGAUAAUUAGAGCGAGAUAUCAAUGAGUUAAAUAUUUAACUUAAUUCUAAGAAAGCAAUAGGAGAUGAUUCAUAAAGAGUUUAAUACAUCAAGGAUGAAAUAUCAAAAAAGCAAGUUGAGAUUUAAUAAGCUCAGAGAUAGUAUAAAGAUCUUAUUGAAUCUAAGUUCGAUAACUUUUCAUCGAUUAGUCCACCUAAAAAUGAGGUCAAAGACAAUGCAAAUAUAUAAAAGCUUGAGUAGGAAAUGAAGUAAAUCAAAGAACUAUUGAUGCAGCAUAAUAGUACAAAGGCAAAUGAUGGUGUUCGCAAAUAAACUAGAUUCCAAGACAUGCUAGAAGAAGUUCAUAACUAUGACAAGGAAAAUUCAGAUGAUAACGCGGACUACGAUAGAGAUACUACUCAUAUGAAAGAGUACAUUCAUAAAGAAAGAGCUGUUCUUAAGGAUUUAAAACGGAAAAUAGACUAAGAUAAAGCUGACUUAAGAAGAGAUAAGAAAUCUGCAGAGGACUAUAAAUAUAGCGAUCCUUCAGCGUACAGACAAAGAAUAUAGCUAUUAGAUAGAGUUCAGCAGAACAUUGAGAGGAAAAUAGAUGAAUUUAAUGAUAGAUUCGCAAAACUAUAAGAUGCUGAGAAGCUAUCAAAAUAAUGA